ACAUUUGCUAAUGGUCGAGUGAGUUGGAGGUCUACCUUACAGUCAAACCAUUGCCUUGUCUACAACAGAAGCAGAGUACAUGACAUCUUCCGAGGUUGUUAAGGAAGCUAUUUGGUUGGAGGGUUUACUUGAAAAUUUGGGAGUUGUUCAGAAACAUAUUGUUGUGUUUAGUGAUAGCCAAAGUGCUAUUCAUUUGGUAAAGAACUAAGUCUAUCAUGCACAAAGAAAGCACAUUGACGUUCGGUUUCAUUUUAUGCAGGAUAUUAUUGAUGGAGGCAAGAUACCUUUUCAGAAGAUUGUUACAGUUGAAAAUCCCGCAGAUAUGUUGAUCAAGAUUGAUUCAAACAUUGUUUGGACUUGAUUAAUAUCCUGCAAGUCUGAAUAUUUUUGGAAGGUGUCGAUGAUGUUGGUGACUGAAAAAUUUGUUGAAUUUAUUGUCAAGCUUGGUUUUUGAUACAAAAUGGCAUCUUCUGAUGAGGAAGGUGAGAUUGUGCCCGAUUACGUGACUGAUUACCAUUUUGUUGAUGGCGAUGGUAAACUCAUUCCCAUUUCCAAUCUCCAACUUUUGUGGCACAAGGGUGAGAGCCCAGGUGGCUUGAAGAUACAGAUAUUCUUACAUGGGACUGCUGAUUGUGGGCUUCAGAAAAUCUUCAAGCAGGUCAUAGCAUGGAAGUUUGAGCUUUCUCAUGCGCAACCUCAAAUUUCAGUGCUCACCAAGAACAAUGAUUGGAUAAAGCUCAAAAGGCCAAGGAGAAGUUUUGAGACUGUGCUUAGGACAAUAUUGGUUACACUUCAUUGCCUCCACUGUGCAAAAAAGAAUCCAGAAGCAUCAGCAAAAUCCAUCUGGAUUGGCUUAUUGAAAACCUUCAGCUCAUAUGAGGUUCAACCUUCUGAGAAUGAUCUAUUGGAUCAUAAGCCACUUAUCAAGGAGGCUAUGGAAAGGGAUAGAGAUUUAGCAAACUCUAAGUAUCUACGAACUUUUCUUUUGGAGACUCCUAACAAAAAGAGACUUCUUAAUGAGAUAAGAAAGAACAAGUUUAUAGAUGAUGAUGAUAGCGACGAAGAUGAUGGAAAUGUAGAUGAUGAUGAAUGUGAUGAAAAUUGGCUGUUCGAUACUGUUUGUGCCCUUUGUGACAAUGGUGGUGAACUUCUAUGUUGUGAAGGGACAUGUAUGAGAUCCUUUCAUGCAACCAUGGAUGCUGGGGCUGAGUCUCUUUGUGAAUCUCUUGGGUACUAUGACACUGAAGUUGAAGCAAUUCAGAAUUUUUUGUGUAAAAACUGUCAGUAUCAGCAGCAUCAAUGCUUUGCUUGUGGAAUUUUGGGCUCCUCUGAUAAUGAAUCAUCUGAGGCAGCAGAGGUCUUCUCUUGUGCUUCUGCAACUUGUAUUCAUUUCUAUCAUCCAGAGUGCAUUGCGAAGCUGCUUCAUCCAGGGGAUCAAAUUCAAGCAGCAAGACUUAAGAAGAAAAUUGCUGCAGGGGAAUCUUUUACAUGCCCUGCCCAUCAAUGUUUUGUUUGUAGAGAAGUUGAAAAUAAAAAUAUGCAUGACUUGCAGUUUGCAGUCUGUAGACGCUGUCCAAAAGCAUACCAUCGAAAAUGCUUGCCACGGGAGAUUGCUUUUGAACGUAAUACUGGUGAAAAUAUAAUGCAAAGGGCUUGGGAAGGUCUACUGCAGAAACGUAUCUUGAUAUAUUGCAUGGAUCAUGUGAUUGUUGAAAAACUUGGGACUCCUCUCAGAAACCACAUUAUAUUUCCUGAUGCUGAAGGAAAAAAGAGGUGGCACAGUCUAGGACUACUGUUGGGCAAUGAUAUGGUUAUGGAGAAGGAAAGUUUGGUUGCUGAAAAUAUUUGUGCUCAGAGAAGUAUAGGAAAGAGAUCAGAACAGUUGGGCAGGGUGUAUACAGCUGUUAAAUAUGGUGAUUAUAUUGAAAAUUCUGAGAAAAAGUCUCCCAGACAAGUGCCCACUUCAUCAAAAAAACCAAAAAUUACUGGUGUAAGUAGAACGUUUUUGAAAGACAAUGUUAAGUUUGUCUCAGGGACAUUGAACAAGUCCUCGGCUGUGGACAAAAGCAAGCUAUCCUUGAGAUGCAAUAAAUUAAAUCUAUUGCCAGAGUCAGGGUCAUCACCAGUUAAGCCAAGGCAACAGGAUAUUUCCAGCAGUAGGCUUGGGAAUGUUGUAUCAGCUAAGCCUGUAACGAAGGAGGGAAGCAGUUCACGGCCUUUAGCUGAUCAUGAAAUGGAAAAACGAAUUCUGGCUUUAAUGGAAAAAUCAUCUUCUUCAUUUAAUGUUGAAGAAUUCAUGAAAAAUCAGAAACUACCUUUGACACACGAAUGCUCCCCCAAACAUGUAUUGGACAGGAUCAUAACACAAGGGAAGGUGGAAGGUUCUGUGAAGGCUGUUCGUAUAGCCCUACAGAAGUUAGAUGAAGGAUGCACCAUUGAGGAUGCAAAAGCUGUUUGUGAACCAGAGAUUAUUAAUCAGAUUAUCAGAUGGAAGAGGAAGCUAAAAGUUUAUCUUGCUCCUUUUUUGUAUGGGAUGUGCUACACAUCUUUUGGUCGACAUUUCACGGAAGUGGAAAAGCUUAAGCAAAUUGUUGACAGGCUUCAUUGGUAUGUGCAGAAUGAUGACAUGAUAGUCGACUUUUGCUGUGGUUCUAAUGAUUUCAGUUGCUUAAUGAAAGAAAAACUUGCCGGGAUGGGGAAGAAAUGCUCUUUUAAAAAUUAUGAUCUUUUUCCAAGUAAGCAUGAUUUCAAUUUUGAGCAGAGAGAUUGGAUGAGUGUCUGUUUACACGAAUUACUGCCAGGAUCUCAGCUGAUCAUGGGAUUGAAUCCUCCUUUUGGGGUGAAUGCAUCUCUUGCGAACAAAUUCAUUAACAAGGCCCUCAAGUUUAAACCCAAGCUCCUUAUUCUUAUUGUUCCGAAGGAAACUGAACGACUUGACAGAAAAAGAACUCCGUAUGAUAUGAUUUGGGAGGAUGAACAGUUACUCUCAGGCAAGUCUUUUUAUCUGCCUGGAUCUGUUGACAAGCAAGACAAACAAUUAAAAGACUGGAAUGUGAACCCACCACCACUUUAUCUUUGGAGUCGCCCUGAUUGGACCGCAAAGCACAAGGCAAUUGCUCAAAAGCAUGGGCACAUAAUCAAGGAGCAAGCAGAUACGGAUGCAGAGAAAAUCAACUUUGAAACAGUCUCAAAUUAUCGAAUGGAGGAGAAUCAUGAUUGUUAUGGUGAUUUUUCCAAUCUAAUAAAUGCAUCCGAUGGUGUUUGCAGAAUAUUAGAUGAUAUUCCUGAAGAUAAUCAUGAAUUUGAACUUGAAGGGACCCAAAAAACUGCCUCAUACCAGCAAAAAGAGACCCAUUUUGAUGGUAGCAGUGGACCUUUGGAUACAAACAACAAUGGAAAGAAGAGAAGCCUUGAGAACCUGUACAACAGAGGAAAGGAUUUGGUGGCCAGGAUGAGGCAUCACCAACAGUGAAACAGUAUGAUCAGAUGCCACUCCAAAGCGAUGAGAUGUACAUAGACAUGGAAUUGUCAACUCCGAUUAAUUCCCCGUUGAAUUGUGCAGAACUACAAUGCUUUUCUGAAGGCAAACCAGGUGAGGCGCAGCACUUGCAACCAAGCCAUUCCAGAGCCAACAUGGAGUUCCGAACAGAAUAUGCAUAGCUUUGGUCAAGUGACUCUAAUACCAUGGACGAUGGUGGUGGACAGUACAAUGAGGCAGCUUUUUCAAUUGGGACACAUGAAUGGGUGACCAACACCAGUUUUGGUCUGGAUAGCAGGUCCAUUGACUUGAACGACUCAUUUCAUGAGUACCUUAAAUAUAAUGCGGAUAGAACAAGUGGCAAAUCUUAAUAUCCAUGAGCAAAACCUAGAAGACUGAAGGUUAUGCACUUAAGAAAAAUCAUCCUGCUGCCUACAGUGGUUGCAUGUAUGGGGAUGGACUUCUACUAACUGGAUAAUUGAAAUAUUGUAAAGAUAAGAUGGGGUUGAAAUGGCUUUAGGGUUUUUCCACGAUUGCUGGGUAUAAAUGCUAACCAUGACUGCUGACUUGCUCCUUCACAACCCUAAUUCUCCCAGUAAGAAUUGUUUGUAGCAGUUAUAUGUACAUAAGAAUCUCCAGUAGUUCUAAAAGCUGAACGCUGAACUGAAAAAAAAUCAUCCUGCUGCCUAC
Messenger RNA from Malania oleifera, 4168 nucleotides. Its product is annotated as protein ENHANCED DOWNY MILDEW 2-like. The record is from RefSeq and is a predicted model, not a curated record. NCBI's taxonomy places the organism in Eukaryota, Viridiplantae, Streptophyta, Magnoliopsida, Santalales, Ximeniaceae. The transcript is spliced from 19 exons. Bases 461 to 3472 code for a protein of 1003 amino acids.